GAUGUCCACCGCGGUUUUACUCAACUCCACCACGCCCACCCAAACCCCCCACCCCGUUUUUUAAAAAAAGUUUUCUGGACACGUCGUUAGGGGACAAGAGCUGUCUUUGAGUCCUGGCGGAAAACAGGAUGUUGGAAGGGGGCGUUUCACCCGUCAGAGGCGAGCGAGCAGCGGCAGUUCCUCCGUCCUCUUCUCGCCCUCUCCACCUACUGCUUUUCCUGCAGAUCGGUUGCAUCCCUCCCCCUUCCUUCAGUGACUCUUGGCCGCCUGACUGGGACAUCCGUCUGAUUGGACGGAGGCAGUUCGGUGGGCAGGAGGAGGCCAAGGUGCAAGGGGAAAGACGGAAAAACCACAUUUCUGCAGGCGGCCGAGAAACCAACGGCCCACGCGCGCUCCCGAGCAAAGUCCCAUCCGCUGGACUCGGUUGCGCGGCGUCAAGAAAAAGCGACUUUGCACGCUUGCUGUAUCUCUUCCACUUUACUGCGGGAGCUGCAAGCAGCGGGCAGUGUAGGAAAGGGCCACCAUGGGGCCCCGGGAAGAGGAGCUCCGGACGCGCCUGCAGCGCAUCGGCCAGGCUCACCUGCUGCGCUUUUGGGCUGAGUUGGAACCGGCCCAGCGGAACUCUCUCUGGGAGACGCUGGUGCAGCUGGACGCCGAAGAGCUGAGCGAGCACUGCAAGCGGGCAGCGGAGGCCUGCGCUCGGGAGCAAGGAGGCUGUGGCCAAGGGAAGCUGGAGGGCAAUCUGGAGCCCAUCCCGUCCCAGUUCUUGGGCAGCGUCUGCAGGAGCGACAGGGCGACGCUGGAGAGGUGGGAGGAAGAAGGGCUCCAUCAGAUCUCUCAGGACAAGGUGGCGGUGCUUCUUCUGGCAGGGGGACAAGGAACGCGCCUGGGGGUGCCUUAUCCCAAGGGCAUGUAUGAUGUGGGGCUGCCCAGCCACAAGACCCUUUAUCAGAUCCAGGCGGAGAGGAUCCGCAGGGUGGAGCAGCUGGCUGGCGAGCGUUUUGCCACACAGUGCACCGUCCCAUGGUAUAUUAUGACAAGUGAGUUCACACUGAGGCCAACUGAGAAGUUCUUCCAGGAGCACAACUAUUUUAACUUGAAGAAGUCAAACAUCAUCAUGUUUGAGCAGAGGAUGCUUCCUGCUGUCACAUUUGAUGGGAAGGCAAUCCUAGAAGAGAAGGGCAAGGUUGCCAUGGCUCCAGAUGGCAAUGGCGGCUUGUACCGUGCUCUGGUGGACAACAAGAUCUUGGAAGAUAUGGAUCAGCGUGGCAUUCAGUACAUCCACGUGUAUUGUGUGGACAACAUCCUUGUCAAAAUGGCAGAUCCAGUCUUCAUUGGCUUCUGUGUCUUGAAAGGGGCCGAUUGUGGUGCUAAGGUAGUGGAGAAAGCCUACCCCACAGAGCCUGUUGGGGUGGUGUGUCGUGUGGAUGGAGUGUGUCAGGUGGUGGAAUACAGUGAGAUCACCUUGGAAACUGCACAGAUGCGGAACCCCGAUGGCCGCUUGACAUUCAGUGCUGGUAAUAUCUGCAAUCACUUCUUCACCCGUGGCUUCCUUCAGGAGAUAGCAGAGAAAUUCGAACCCCAGCUGAAGCACCAUGUGGCUAUCAAGAAGGUGCCAUUUGUCGACCAGGAGGGCAAUCUGGUAAAGCCUCUAAAACCCAACGGGAUAAAGCUGGAGAAGUUUGUGUUUGAUGUGUUCCAGUUUUCUAAGAAUUUUGUGGCCUUUGAAGUCCCAAGAGAAGACGAAUUCUCCCCACUGAAAAAUGCCGACACCGCUGACAAAGAUACGCCUACCACAGCACGGCAGGCACUUCUGUCCCAGCACUACCGCUGGGCUGUGAAGACUGGAGCAACCUUUGUUGAUGCCAAUGGCCAAAGAAUACCUGAGAAAUAUAGUUUAACAGGAGAUAAAGAGUCACCUGUUGUGUGUGAGAUUUCACCUCUAGUAUCUUACUUUGGGGAGGGUCUAGAGACAUACCUGAAAGCAAAAAAACUUCAGUCGCCUUUUCUUCUGGAUGAAGAUGUGAAAUUCAUGGCACAGCAUGAAUGAUGGAGACCUCUUUCAGGAGAUAAACUCUGGCAACCAUUCUUUUCUGGGGAGUUGCUUAUUUUCAAGUUUCUUUCAUAUAAUUCUUAACCUU
Heteronotia binoei (common prickly gecko) is the source of this 2141-nucleotide messenger RNA. RefSeq names its product UDP-N-acetylglucosamine pyrophosphorylase 1 like 1 (gene UAP1L1). Lineage: Eukaryota; Metazoa; Chordata; Lepidosauria; Squamata; Gekkonidae. Gene Ontology annotation, biological process: UDP-N-acetylglucosamine biosynthetic process. Bases 524 to 2050 code for a protein of 508 amino acids. The transcript has 9 exons. Gene Ontology annotation, molecular function: UDP-N-acetylglucosamine diphosphorylase activity. The record is from RefSeq and is a predicted model, not a curated record.